Molecule: messenger RNA, 3378 nt
Organism: Myripristis murdjan (pinecone soldierfish)
Lineage: Eukaryota; Metazoa; Chordata; Actinopteri; Holocentriformes; Holocentridae
Gene: mc2r
Product: melanocortin 2 receptor
Exons: 3
Coding region: 853-1782 (309 amino acids)
Biological process (GO): G protein-coupled receptor signaling pathway
Cellular component (GO): membrane
Molecular function (GO): melanocortin receptor activity
Source: RefSeq, a predicted model, not a curated record
AAAACCUUUUGCAGAUGGGUUACUUCAGCUCUCAUAUACCUUCAUUUUGUUCAAAUGUACUGCAAGGAUGACAUCUUUUAAAAGGCCCUUAACAAGGUUACUUCAGCCGCUGUAAAAGAAGUAAGACACAGGUGGGGCAUCUUUCCAGAACAAACAUUUUCUCCAGGCUAAAGAGAGGAGGCAGCAGGGAUGGGAGCCUCACAGCUCAAUACACCCAUGGCCGGCAAUCUAAACUAAUGUACCGCAAUCUCAAGCAAACCAAUUGGGCACCUGGAGACUCUGUGUGCCUGCACAAACACUCACCGAUCUAAGACCAACACCUAGAGACGCUCUGGUAAAAUAGACUCCAUCUCCCUUGUGUAAACAGCAAAACAGAGGCAAAGUGUACCCACAUGACAAGCAAUCACAGCUAAAGCACCACCAUAAUCAGUGGCUUCCAUCUCAAAACAGAGCGUCUUUCAAAAGGAAGCUGCCGUUGCCAUGAUAAGGCUGGACUGCAGAGUGACCUGAUGCCAGCGUGCACAGUAUAGUAUUACCCUGACUCCCACUGGUGCCUCCAGAAAUUUGACCUCAGCUGGAGGACAAGUAGAGUGUUUUCACAUUAUAAGACUACCUGCAUCCUGGACAAAUAUUCGUGACCCAGAGCAUCCAUCAGAUCUCCAUGUACAAACAAAUAAAGAUAUCGAUGACAAGGAAGAUCUUAAGAAAGACAAUUUACUCAUGACUUCUGAAAGUUUCUGGAAGCAAACCCUUUAAAGUUAGUUUGAAAAAAGACAAUACAUGUGCCUGGUUGGUUGUAGUCUUCUCAUUCAGCAACUUUGUAUCUAAACAUAACACCCUUUUUCGUUGAUUAUGAACGCUACCACAGCAUCAACAACAGCCCUGAUGGUGAACCAGUCAGAUUGCCCCGAGGUGGAGGUCCCAGUCCCUCUCUUUUUCACCAUCGGAGUGGUGGGUCUGGCAGAGAACUUCCUGGUUGUGGUGGCUGUCAUAUGCAACAGGAAUCUUCACUCCCCCAUGUACUGCUUCAUCUGCAGUCUGGCAGCCUUCAACACCAUCGCCAGCCUCGCCAAAACCUGGGAGAACCUGAUGCUUGUGUUUGCUGGCGUGGGACAACUGGACCAGAGAGGAUCCUCCGAGACGAAGCUGGACGAUGUGAUGGACUCGCUCCUGUGCAUGUCAUUCGUGGGGUCCAUUUUCAGUUUCAUGGCCAUCGCCGUGGACCGUUACAUCACCAUCUUCCACGCGCUACGCUACCACAACAUCAUGACAAUGCGGCGCACAGCAGCCAUCUUGGGUGUCAUCUGGACAACGUGCGGGGUUUUAGCCAUGCUCAUGGUGAGGUUCUUCGACACCAUCUUCAUCAUGACUUGCUUCAUCAUCUUCUUCCUCAUCUCCUUGGUGCUGAUCGGCUGUCUCUACGUCUAUAUGUUCAUGCUGGCGCGCAUCCAUGCUAGGAGGAUCGCUGCUCUGCCCACGAGUGGGAGUGGCAGGGGGAGGUGGCGGCGUCAGCGGUGGCGGGGUGGCACCAUGAGAGGAGCCUUGACUCUCACCAUCCUCUUUGGUGCAUUUGUGGUGUGCUGGGCGCCGUUCUUCCUCCACCUCAUCAUCAUCAUGGUCUGCCCCUUGAACCCUUACUGCGAGUGCUACAGAUCGCUGUUUCAGCUGCAUGUGGUGCUGCUGAUGAGCCACGCCCUCAUCGACCCGGCGAUCUAUGCCUUCCGCAGUGCCGAGCUCAGACACACCUUCAGGAAGAUGCUCCUGUGUUCAGACUGGAGGUAGUGUGAUUAGGUUCAAACUGUGUUUUUAAUGGUGAUAUUUUAUUUUAGAUUCGAUUAAUUCAUUAAUCUCCCAUGGUGGAAAGUGAAAUAGCUAUUGUGCACAAACACAGAAAACAGUAAUACAAAUGACAACACAACAGAUAAAUGGCUGGCAGACACAUGCCCAUGUGAUAGGCGAUAUGAUUAUCUGCAACAAGUAAAAGAGUGCAAGACACGAAUAUCCCAUCUUGACAUUCCUUCAUUAAAAACACAAACAGCUGCAUGCACAAAAGAUUUCCCAAAGUGCUCUGAGGAACAUCUGGGACAACCAGCUGGCCGCUGAAGCCGUAAACUUCAGAGGUCAGUAAAAGUGCUGGGAAAGUCGACUGAGCAACUCUUGCUCUUUCCCAGCAUGCUUCACGUCCACAUGGCAGAGCUGCCCGGCGUAACUACAGAGUACUGCUGGCCACUGAGCAGCUCCACAGGAGGAGUUGGGAUUUUCAAGUGCUUUGUCCAUAUGCAUCUCGAUUAGUGGAUCUUAAGGAGAGAAGAAGAGACUGUAACUUUCCUUUCUCACAUUUUCCCAGCUGGUGAAGGGAUUUGAACUGGAAACUUUCCAGUAACAUGUCCACUACUCUAUCAUUUAGGCUACACAAAAAUAUGAAUGUGGUUUUCAUCAUUUUGCGUGUACUUACUUACAUACUUGUGUGUGUACGUGCUUUCGUAUGUGCAUGCUUUACAGUUUGUAUACAUCUCUUUGUGUGUAUUUGUGUGUGUGUGUGUGUGUGUGUGUGUCUUCUGUCUGCCUUGCUAGCUUCCUAACCAUCCAUCCCUCCUCCAUCAUCCCAUGCCAUCUGCACCAAUCUGCGCCCCUCACAGGACUUAGAUGCAAUCUAAUUCUGAGUCAAAUCCAUUGCUCCAAGUGUCAAUCUCUUGAAAUCCUGCUUGAAAUUUCCCAUCUGCACCAAGGCAUGGGUCGUAUAUUUUUCAGAAUAGAUUUCACUCAAGAGAUGGUAUUUUCACACAGAUCAGAAUAUCAUUUUUUCCAUCACCUCUAGGGCCACAGUGUAUAGCAUUUAUUGUCACGGAUCUAUCAGAUUAUAAAAAUGAAAUGAAAUGUAUAUUACCAUAUAGGUAUGAGAUCACUAUUUAACCUUUUGCUUUUAUUUAUACACACAUAUAACUAAAACAAUUCACUUUUAGCAACAUGACAAACAUAGACGUCAAUCAUUUCAACUGAAGCUCACAGUUAUAUUUGAGCAUACCACCACUUACAAGUCAUUACAAGUAUUACAAGGAACCCCAAGGCGGUACAUGUUCUAUUGCUGCACAUAGACUGAACAUGCAAUUAUUCAGGAUGUGAUCUUGCGUUCUGUCAAACGUCACAUCACAUUAAAUGUUUUCGCUGGCAUUCCUGUGGGAAUACUGAAUAAUUGAACACUUGACAAUCCACAUUAACUAUUAAUCAUCUUCUCCAAUUAAUAUGCAGAAAUAUGAAAAUCACAUUAGAAAUGAAUUUGCGAUGAUGAAUGAUCACGAUGGAGCACCUCACCCUUCAUCUUUGUUAAAUAAACCUAUAUGGAUAAGGUGGAAAAAAAACUGUCUCUAAUAAACUGUC